Molecule: messenger RNA, 3665 nt
Organism: Plodia interpunctella (Indianmeal moth)
Lineage: Eukaryota; Metazoa; Arthropoda; Insecta; Lepidoptera; Pyralidae
Product: lipoma-preferred partner homolog
Exons: 3
Coding region: 277-1545 (422 amino acids)
Biological process (GO): cell-cell adhesion
Cellular component (GO): stress fiber; focal adhesion
Source: RefSeq, a predicted model, not a curated record
UUGGGUUAGCCAUUGAACAGGUUACACGAAGAAUAAGGAAAAGCUUUACAAAUGAUUAAGCAAACGAACAGCUUGUCCGGUCCCUGAAAAAAAAUCGAAGACAGACAACCAAUCAAUGUCUUUGCCAAAUCAUGGCACAGAUAAAAAUCAUAAUUUGAAACUGUCAGUUAUCUGUCAAUUUCGCAUCAAACAAUGAAACUGGGUGUUGUUUAGUUUUUCUCGAAAAUUGUGAAUAAAUAUUAUUAAUCAAGGAUAAAAGACAAAUUUAUUAUUGCCAUGAUGAUGAGUACAUUAGAUAAACAGUUAGCCGAUCUCCGGAUAUAUGCAAAUGAAUUAGAUGCGAAACUACAAGAUGAUAUCAAUGCGGCUAAGAAGAAACCUGCGAUACCACCGAAAAAAAGUAAGGCGCCCUUGCCGCAAAUACCUCAAAGUUGCAUGGUGAAGUCUGCCUGCGAGCCGUCCUACUCCUCCAGACUAGAGUACGGCAGCCGCACAAGCUCGACGUACUCCAAUUUGGUGCCAGUGAAGAGUUGUAUCGUGAGGAAUUCGGCUCGUGGAAGAAGCGGGGACGUUCUCCUGUACAGCAAUUUAUUGCCUCCAGGAGGAACGAAUCAUGUAUAUUCUAACAUUCCUAUGCAGCGAAAUAUGGCUGAGAGCAUCUAUGGAGACAGAGAUGCCAGAUCUGAGGUGUCAAGGAUCAGUGACAUGGGAGCACAGUCAAACUAUAGUGAAUUGAGGAGGCCUGGGUCUGCCUAUCCUCCUUCAUCAGCUUCUGUAAACGCCCAAGACUUCUCAACCUAUGGUGGAUCACAGACAUCAUCUACUUAUGAGUCCCUAUAUGAGCCAAUAAACCCUAGGCCAUGUAGCCAACUGUCAGGUACAUCACUGUAUGGUGGUUAUGUUGGUACUACUGUAGAACCGACCCCGGAGCCAGAAGAUGAGCUAUACUGUGGAAAUUGCUACAGAUGUGGGGAGAAGAUCAUGGGAGAGACCACUGGAUGUACUGCCAUGGAGAGGAUUUACCACAUUAAGUGUUUCUGUUGCCAACAUUGUGGGAUUAACUUGCAGGGCCGUCCGUUCUACGCAGUACAGGGCAAGGCACUCUGUGAACGUGACUAUCUUGACACAUUAGAGAAAUGCUGUGUGUGCGGUGAUCCUAUCCUGGACAGGAUCUUGAGAGCGACCGGGAAGCCCUACCAUCCUCGGUGCUUCACAUGUGUUGUCUGCCAGAAGAGCCUUGACGGCAUCCCAUUUACAGUUGAUGCUGUGAACCGUAUUCACUGUAUUGAAGAUUUUCAUAAAAGGUACGCCCCCCGCUGCGCCGCGUGCCGCGAGCCCAUAGUGCCCGAGGGCGGCCAGGAGGAGACUGUCCGCAUCGUGGCGCUGGACAGGAGCUUCCACAUCGCGUGCUACGCCUGCGAGGACUGCGGCGCCUCGCUGUGCUCGCGUCUGGAGGGCCGCGGCUGCUACCCGCUCGACGACCACCUCUACUGCCGCGAGUGCAACGCUAGGAGGAUACAGGAUUUGUCCAGGAAUAUAAACUAAACAAUCGUAAGUCAUGUCAGAUGCCUUAAGGCGACUUGAAUAAAUUCUGACACCAGUGUUAACAAUAAUACACUCGAUAAGAAAGAAAUAAUGCAAGAUGGUUUUUCAAGUAGGGAUGCCGAUGACCGUGAUAUUGUGCUUCGUGCUUUUUUACUAAUUUUUUUAAUUAAUUUAAUAACUACCAUCGGCAUUUGUUUUAAACUUUCAAAGGAGUCUUAAUUUCUCUUUACUAACUUUAAAUGUGGUGGCAUGUGGAAGUACUUAUUUCUCGCAUGGACACUAUUUCACUCCGUUUUUUGUUUAUUUCUAUAAGACUGAUUUUUCUACAUUUAUAGAAACCACACUAAUGGCACAGUAAUAAUAAAAUCUAUGUGCAGUGGUGGUAACCAUGUUAACAGUUCGACUUAUAUAAUUUUUAGAAAUUUACCUCAUAUGCGAAUAUUGUGUAUAUGUCGCAGCCAUCUGGUUAAAUCAGCCAUUUAAUUGGAAGGCUAGCCCAUUCAUUAAACGCGGCAUAAACAACGCCAGAUGUUUGUGAUAUUAUGUAUUCAUUAAUCAUCUUUGUCGUAUGAACUUUUCGUCACAUAUAUGCGUAGAUAUUAUUCAACGAAUGACGAUUCAAAAUGAAAAAAAAAAGAUCGCUACCUAUGAUUAGAUUGAAGUUUAUUCGAGUCCAUACUCAAUAGUAAUUAUAUGAUAUAUUCCUUGAGUAAUAAAAUAUAAUUUGUCUUUAGGCCUAAAAGUUGUCAGCCUAUUUUUAACCCUUUUUAGGACACAACGUCUACCAACUUUAUAACAAGUAAAAAUUUUUGUGUCUCUUGGGUGUCCUUGAAAGGAUUAAUAUUACAUUUUCAAUUAAAUCUAUGUACAUAAUUGUAGUAAAGCACAUUAUCUUAUCGCAUUAUAGUCCGUAGCUCUGCCUGAUUAGUCAUAGUAACUGCAAGCUAUGGACACGACAAUGCCCCAUUUGUCUUGGUACUGACUGACUAUACCGACCCAUGUUCCACUGAACAUAGUAGAGACGUACUACUAGAGACGUAGCUUGAAGUGGGCCCCAACCUGGUCAAAUUAAUUUAAUUGAAAUGAUGAAACGACCAGUGGACGACGAAAAUAAAAGGCUGUUCAUUGUGAACGUAGUGAAAAAAGUCUUGAGGGCCCACUGGAUUUGGGUCUAGCCCUACCAGUUCCACUUAAAAUUUUAACGGAAGGCCUAGUAUUCGGAAUAGAGGAAUACUAGUCACUACACCCAUGCAGUGGAGCCCCAGACCUUUUCCGCAACUCAUGUCCACGAUUUUUGAAACUAUGUGUCAACAAUUGAUCCAUCAUAUAAAUAACAUAAAUUAGAUAUUGUAUAGUAAUUAGUACUUGUCUCACGAAGAUAGUUACGUAUAACGUUUCGUACACGUUAUAAAAGUGCAAAAUAUAUCUUAGGAUAACAUUUACGUACAGUCAACCACACCUCCUUAUAAAUUCAUUGCGAAUUUGCCACAUUAAUCAAUAUUCAUUACAAGAUGCAGAAUAUGUAAUACAUUAUAUAACUAGGUACAUUACUAUUAUUAUACAUUUCCACAUCUUGUAAAGCGCGUAUUUAUAGUUGAUAAAAAUAAAUAUACAUUCCUAAACGCAUUUAAGUAAGAAAGGCUGUGUAGAACUGAUAUAACGACGGUUUACAGUAUUAUUUCUGUAUAGGAUUUUUUUAUGUGAUUGUAUUUUUAAGUAUUGUAAGAUUUAGGUUGUAUAUGACACUAAGCUCUAUUUAGUUUUUAAUUUUUUGAAUUUUUAGUUUUGGUAGUAAAUACUUUGGACUUAUUGAGUUUAUACAUUUUUGUAUUAGUAAGUUUUUAAUAAAUAGUGCCAUGUUAUGUUACAUUUGUAUAAAUAAACAGGAUCUAUUAUUUGGGUUGUGUUAAGUUUACUGCUCAUUUUAUACAUUUUUUACAAUUUAUAGAAUAAUGACAACACGUACUUAAUGUUAUAAGAUGUAUUAGUAUUAAGAUUGAAAGUUUAUUCAAAAUAUAGGCAUCCUAGUCGUUACAGUGUGUAAUGCUGCUGGUAUGUUGUACUAUGUGUAUUGUAUUGAUGUUAUGUAUUUGGAAAUUCAAAAUAAAUAGGUGAAAAUA